Messenger RNA from Labrus bergylta (ballan wrasse), 4203 nucleotides. It is a transcript of the gene fzd3a, whose product is annotated as frizzled class receptor 3a. Lineage: Eukaryota; Metazoa; Chordata; Actinopteri; Labriformes; Labridae. Gene Ontology annotation, biological process: non-canonical Wnt signaling pathway; canonical Wnt signaling pathway. Gene Ontology annotation, cellular component: plasma membrane. Gene Ontology annotation, molecular function: Wnt receptor activity; Wnt-protein binding. The record is from RefSeq and is a predicted model, not a curated record.
GACAGGAGGAGGAGGAGGGUGCUGGUAAAGGGACGUUCACACUCAUUGUUACUACUCGAGGAGCCGCGGAGAGUCGGCACAAACAUUCAGAUCCCAUUCUGAAAAUCAUCAUCUCCGUCAGCGUACUCAUCCCCACGUUCGGCGGAGACAAGGGAAGGGUGUGAGCUGUUGGUCACAUUAGAGCAUCUUAAAGGGCCACAGCAUCUCUCAGGUGAUGGAGGCUUUGUGACAUAGUGCUGCGAAUGACAGGUUUCCCAAAGGUGAUGGAUGCAGCAGGCUUUAACCAUGGCUGUGCUGGAUUACGCUGCCCGGCCCAGACUAUUUGUCAGUGAGCUGAAGAGGAGGAAGAGACUACCACACAGUCCUGGACGCUCCUUAAACCUUGUGAUUUUCCUUCCCCGGUGAAAGAGCUGGGUGCUAACAGGGCUCAACCCCUUCUCCUAACCAGCCAUCCCCGGGAUCUUUUUCUCUGCUGCUGUACGGACCAGUCAUGGAGCUCCUCUGGGCACUGUCGGUGUCCAUGUUGACGGCAUGCGUCGCAAUUCCAAUGGACGCGGAUGCAGGGAGCCACAGUCUGUUCACCUGUGAGCCCAUCACCCUGCGAAUGUGCCGGGGGCUACCCUACAACUCCACCUUCAUGCCCAACAUACUGAACCACUACGACCAGCAAACUGCCGCCCUGGCCAUGGAGCCUUUCCAUCCCAUGGUGAACCUGCAGUGCUCCCCUGAGCUCAGGAUGUUCCUGUGCGCCCUCUACGCCCCGGUGUGUACAGAAUACGGCCGGAUGACUCUGCCAUGCCGCCGCCUCUGUCUGCAGGCCAAGAGCGACUGCUACACACUAAUGGACAUGUUUGGUGUCAGCUGGCCUCAGGAGAUGGACUGCAACAGGUUCCCGGACUGUGACGAGCCCUACCCCCGUCCUGUAGACCUGCUGUCCAGCUCAGACACUACGGAGUCCCCCGUUUCUGUCCAGCGGGACUACGGCUUUUGGUGCCCAAGAGAGCUCAAAAUCGACCCUGAGCUGGGUUAUUCCUUCAUGGGGGUCCGCGACUGCUCCCCGCCCUGUCCCAACAUGUACUUCACCCGUGAAGAGCUGGCGUUUGCCCGCUACUUUAUUGGGGUGGUCUCCAUCGUCUGUCUGUCUGCCACCCUCUUCACCUUCCUCACUUUCCUCAUUGACGUGUCCCGCUUCCGCUACCCGGAGCGUCCAAUCAUAUUCUACGCUGUGUGCUACAUGAUGGUGUCCCUGGUGUUCUUCCUGGGCUUUCUGUUGGAGGACAGAGUUUCUUGUAACGCAGCAAGUCCUGGAAGGUUCAGGGCUUCAACUGUGACACAAGGUUCCCAUAACAAGGCCUGCACGCUCCUCUUCAUGGUGCUGUAUUUCUUCACGCUGGCCGGCAGCGUCUGGUGGGUCAUUCUGACCAUCACCUGGUUCCUGGCUGCUGUCCCCAAGUGGGGCAGUGAGGCGAUAGAGAAGAAGGCCCUCCUGUUCCACGCCUGUGCCUGGGGCAUCCCCGGUGUCCUCACCGUCAGCCUCCUCGCCAUGAACAAGAUCGAGGGAGACAGCGUCAGCGGCGUUUGCUUUGUGGGGCUUUACAAUGUGACGGCCCUGCGAUGGUUCCUGCUGGCUCCACUGGGACUCGAUGUCGUGGUCGGUGUGGCGCUUCUGCUGGCAGGCAUUGCAGCACUAAACCGAGUCCGCAUGGAGAUUCCCCUGGAAAAGGAGAACCAGGAGAAACUCGUAAAGUUCAUGAUCCGCAUCGCUGUGUUCUCAGUGCUCUAUCUGGUCCCUCUGCUGACUGUCCUGGGCUGCUACCUUUACGAGAGCAGCUACAGAGCCAUCUGGGAGACCACCUGGGUCCAGGAGAAGUGUAGAGAUUACCACAUCCCCUGCCCUUACCAGGUGGAGCAUACCAGCCGGCCUGACCUGGUCUUGUUCCUGAUAAAGUACCUGAUGAUGUUGAUCGCUGGGAUCCCCUCUGUGUUCUGGGUGGGCAGCAAGAAGACGUGCUUCGAGUGGGCAAGUUUCUUCCACGGCAAGAGACGCAAAGACAGGAUGGUCAACGAGAGCAGACAGGUGCUGCAGGAGCCCGACUUCGCCCAGCUGCUCCUCAGGGACCCCAACACACCCAUCGUGAGGAAGUCACGGGGCACGUCAACCCAGGGAACCUCCACUCAUGCCUCAUCCACCCACCUGGCCAUGUUGGAUGAACCGCCCAGCGGCAGCACCAGCCGGGCCGGCUCAGUGCGCAGCGCACGCUCCAAGAUGAGCAGUUACCAUGGCAGCCUGCACCGCUCUCGAGAUGGAAGGUACACAGCGUCCAGUUUCAGAGCCUUAGACGACCGGCUGCCCUAUGGUAGCAUGCCUCGCCUCAACGACCAAUCACAGUCCAGACACUGCAGCACCAAUCGCCUGGACAGCCUAUCACGGCACGGCUCCACCCAGCGACUGGAGACUCAAUCCCGGCACAGCAGCGUCAGAGACCUCAGCAGCACCACCCAAGCUGUUCUGGGUGGCCCGGGAAAUGGGAUUCACAGGGUGCUGGAGGAGGAUGGAGCUACAGCCUGAACAUGAAACGAACUGUUAUCUAACUUCUCCUUUCAAGGACACUUCUGAGGAUGUGACUGAAGAGAAGGAAUGUGAGAGGAUGGACAGAAUGCAGAGUAGCUAACACUGUGUGUGGUUUAUCCACUCCUGCUGAGUUUGGGAGCUAAAUGAAGCUCCUGUUUACUGAAGAUGAGAGACGGGCUACAUCCAGACAAAUGAAGUCGCAACGUUUGGAUUGGUGCCUUAAAAUGUUGUCUCAGCUUUAUACAACCGACUAGCUGAUCCCAAAAACUCAAACUCAAACUGAAUUUGGUCCAGUUUACAAUUCUACGAUAGAUUUUGUUGAACUGACUGACCUGCGAAUAGACAGCACUGAAAUGAUGACACGGCUUCACUGUAUGACCUACGUUACCAAGGCCCAAAAAAUGUGACCAACAAGGAGAGACUGCACUGCUGUUUACUUGUGCUGUAUUGUUUGUAUAAAGGACUGUGACCAGGAUGUGAAUGAUGGACGUUGGACGUUACUAUCCCCUUUCUUCUCAGCACUGUGGAGAGUGGAAGCAGGGUCAUUUUUUAUCUGCUACAUUUAAAAAUGUUUUGUACUUCUUCAACUUCUAACUCCUCCUUUGAUUUUCAAAAUGUUUAAAGUACUGGUAAUUUAAAAUGCCUAAAACCUGUAUUUAUAAAUACACACAAAGUAAAAGUCAAGAUGAAAGAUCAGCUGGCGGUACUCUGUUCCUCUUCAAACACUGUGUAUGACUGAAUAAUACAAACAAAGCUUCUCCACUGCUUCAGUGUGCUCGUGUGUUAUAAGAGGAACAUGUUGGGAAUGUGGUCUGCCUGAAUGAAAGGGCUGAAAUACAGGAAAAACAGCUGAAUCCAAACUCCUGCCUUACGACUGUGUUCAGACGGGAAGCUUAGCGAGUAUCACAGGCUCCAUGAUUUCUGUCAGACAUGAGGGAAGAGUACUUUGACAAGAAAGACAAGGAGAACUUACAAAAGGGAACAAUACAUGGAGCUCUGAGUUCAGUCAGGCCGAUAUGAACACACUCACACAUACUCUCUGUAUGGGGGUAAGCCAACAUACAGCUCAUGCUCAAUGGAUUUGAGCUUGUUUUGCGCUUUUCUAGUCUUCUGACACUCAACCCUCAUGACACACCUACACAUUCACAUUUAAACACUGAUCACAGAGGCUUCUAUGUAGUGACCAUCAGAAGUAAAUAAUCCCAUUCAUACACAUUCAUAUGCCACUGACAAAGCAGCAGGAGCAACUUGGGGUUAAGACAUCAGCUGAAGGAGCUGGGGGAUCGAACCCCCAACCUUCCAGUUUAGACGACCGACUCUACCAACUGAGCCACAGCCGGCCCCGUACAUGUACAGGUAGAAGAUUGGCUGUUUUAGGGAAAUAAACGUUGCAGAGGUGAAACUCAGAUGCUUCUCUUUCUGUCUGAACACACAUGAAGUGUAGAUAGAUGAUAGCCACCUUAAACGAGUCCUAUCCGGAGUAGUGUGUCUGUUAAAAAUGUGUCCUUAACUUGUAUAGCUUCUAUAAAAUGUUAGAGCAACAUUUCCUCUAGUGGACAGGAACUUGUGUACAGAUGUAAAAAAACUGAACUUUCUGUUGAUUUGUAAUAAAGUUUUUUUUAAAGAAUGGA